UUACUUUGCAAGUCUAAGUACUUAUCUUUCCACUGAAUGCUAAAGAUGGGUACCUUGGCACACCGGGGCCGUUGGCCUCAACUAGUAUCCGCAAUAGCAUUUUGCCUCAUAGCCACUAAUGUGGUGGCCAAUGAGCCUUACAUUUAUGCCUCACCACCUCCUCCAUACACCGAACACGAACACGAACACUACUCACCACCAUUGCUGCCAAAGCAUGAUGGACAUGACGGACAUGAUGAGGGACAUGGCGACGGACCAUAUUGGUACAAGUCACCUCCUCCGCCAUUGAAAUCCCCUCCUCCUCCUCCAUCACCAUCUCCACCACCUCCUUACAUUUACAAGUCUCCACCCCCACCAUCACCAUCACCACCGCCUCCAUAUGUUUACAAGUCACCACCUCCUCCAUCACCAUCUCCUCCACCACUUUAUGUUUACAAAUCACCACCCCCACCAUCACCAUCACCAUCACCACCUCCUCCAUAUGUUUACAAGUCACCACCUCCUCCAUCGCCAUCUCCUCCACCUCCUUACGUUUAUAAGUCACCACCCCCACCAUCCCCAUCACCGCCUCCUCCAUAUGUUUACAAGUCACCGCCUCCUCCAUCACCAUCUCCUCCACCACCUUAUGUUUACAAAUCACCACCCCCACCAUCACCAUCACCACCUCCUCCAUAUGUUUACAAGUCACCGCCUCCUCCAUCGCCAUCUCCUCCACCUCCUUACGUUUAUAAGUCACCACCCCCACCAUCCCCAUCACCGCCUCCUCCAUAUGUUUACAAGUCCCCACCUCCUCCAUCGCCAUCUCCUCCACCUCCUUACAUUUAUAAGUCACCACCCCCACCAUCCCCAUCACCGCCUACUCCAUAUGUUUACAAGUCCCCACCUCCUCCAUCACCUUCUCCUCCACCAACUUACGUUUACAAAUCACCACCCCCACCAUCACCAUCACCACCUCCUCCAUAUGUCUACAAGUCACCACCUCCUCCAUCACCAUCUCCUCCGCCACCCUACAUUUAUAAGUCACCACCCCCACCAUCGCCAUCACCGCCUCCUCCAUAUGUCUACAAGUCACCACCUCCUCCAUCACCUUCUCCUCCACCACCUUAUGUUUACAAAUCACCACCCCCACCAUCACCAUCACCACCUCCUCCAUAUGUCUACAAGUCACCACCUCCUCCAUCACCAUCUCCUCCACCACCCUACGUUUAUAAGUCACCACCCCCACCAUCGCCAUCACCUCCUCCUCCAUAUGUCUACAAGUCACCACCUCCUCCAUCGCCAUCUCCUCCUCCACCUUACGUUUACAAAUCACCACCCCCACCAUCGCCAUCACCGCCUCCUCCAUAUGUUUACAAGUCACCACCUCCUCCAUCACCAUCUCCUCCUCCACCUUACAUUUACAAAUCACCACCUCCACCAUCACUAUCACCACCUCCUCCAUAUGUUUACAAGUCACCACCUCCUCCAUCACCAUCUCCUCCACCACCUUAUGUUUACAAAUCACCACCCCCACCAUCACCAUCACCUCCUCCUCCAUAUGUUUACAAGUCCCCACCUCCUCCAUCACCUUCUCCUCCUCCACCUUACCUUUACAAAUCCCCACCCCCACCAUCACCAUCACCACCUCCUCCAUAUGUUUACAAGUCACCACCUCCUCCAUCACCAUCUCCUCCACCACCCUACGUUUAUAAGUCACCACCCCCACCAUCACCACCACCGCCUCCUCCAUAUGUUUAUAAGUCACCACCUCCUCCAUCACCACCUCCUCCACCUCCUUACAUCUAUAAAUCACCACCACCACCAUCUCCGUCACCUCCUCCACCGUACGUCUACAAGUCGCCUCCACCUCCAUCACCAUCACCUCCUCCGCCAUAUGUCUACAAGUCGCCUCCACCUCCAUCACCUUCCCCUCCACCUCCUUACAUCUAUAAAUCACCACCACCCCCAUCUCCAUCACCUCCUCCUCCAUAUAUCUACAAGUCACCGCCACCUCCAUCACCUCCACCUCUUUACAUUUACAGUUCACCCCCACCACCAAAAGGCUAUUAAGUUUAUAUUCAACCUCUGAUCUGAAUGGGUAUCAUUGCAAGAAGAAUUACUUCCCUUGGAUGUUAUAAAAAAUUUUAGCUUUGUAUUUUUCAGAAAUUUGUCUUUAAUUUGCGUACAAUAAGUUUCUGUAUUGGGGAUCUUUUAUGAUCUUUAAAUAUGAAACACACAUUGUUCCAUUUUCCAUACGCAAUGUAAGCAAGAAAUUCAAGUUAUGAAUGGAAUUCUAUGUAUUACUAUUUCUAUUGAAUGACAAAAUGUUGUCGUUGUUAUUCUA
Molecule: messenger RNA, 2323 nt
Organism: Alnus glutinosa
Lineage: Eukaryota; Viridiplantae; Streptophyta; Magnoliopsida; Fagales; Betulaceae
Product: extensin-2-like
Exons: 1
Coding region: 37-2049 (670 amino acids)
Source: RefSeq, a predicted model, not a curated record